AUGGGUGCAGAAGACUACGGGGACUUCGAGGACUUCCUGAAACUCCGGGGCUUUCAGAACGAGGGUCAGGAGGCCUCUUUGACCUGCCGGGAGCGCACCACGGAUCCCGAGAUCCGGUGCUCCGAGUGCGUGCGCCUGCUGAAAGGCGGCUUCUACGGCCACCUCGGGGUCUCGGUGCCCGCGUACCCGCCCCAAGGGGAGGCGAUGGGGUGCCUGGGGCUGUCAAAGGUCAUCGACAUGCCCGCGCCUGCCACGGAGGAGGAUGACAGCGGGGACUGGGACGGCGCGGAGGGUAGGCAGACGGCCUUCUGCAACAGCGUGAACGUGCGCUUCGAGAAGGCCUCGCUCGCCGAGCGCGGCGAAGCCACGCGCUCCUCCGAGCGCAGCUCGCUGCAGCGCCAUCGGAUCCACGAGCUGGUGCAUCUGCUGGACAGCGAGGCAGAGAGUUUGAAGGCCAUGGCGCGGACCCUCCGCAAGGAGUCCGGAGGCAUUGAGGAUCAGAUCUCAGAGGCGGAGGAGUCUGCCGCCAUCACGGCGGCCACUGCGGGCGUGGGAAUGCUGAACUCCGCCCAGUCCGCCGUUGGUGCCACCAGAGAUGCUGGUGCCAGAGAUGCCGGGCAGGCCCUGCGUGGCUCUCCAGAGCAGGUCCGAGCGCAGUCCCUGGAGGAGUUGGGGCGUCAGACAGAGACAUCCUUUGCGCAGCAAGACGCGCGGCCCGGGCGGCGGUCGCAAACCUCCAAGACACUGUCGCCGGAGGAGCAGCGACUGCAAGCGCUGCUGGACAUGCGCAGCUCGGUUCCGCUAACCUCGCUGGCGCAACUUGGGAACUCGCGAGUUCUGCAGCAUCCCACAGGAGAGACGGGCAGCUCAGCUUCCAUCGCCCAGUCCGCACCGCAGCUCGAGUUAAGAGAGGUGAGCAUCCGCAAACAUACCGCCAUGGCGCGGUUCUCGCUGCUCCUUCUCGCCUCCCUCGCCGCCGCCGUUCGUGUGUCCGUCGCGUCCGCGUCCGCUGGACGCCUGGUGUCUGUGGCUGACCUCCAUGGAGACUUUGAGCGUGCAGUGACCAUCCUGGCGCAUGCGGGGUUGAUCGACAAGGAGACGCAGCAGUGGACCGGCGGUGAUGCGACCCUGGUGCAGACGGGCGACAUCACCGACAGAGGCGACAACUGCAAGCAGAUCUAUGAGCUCUUUCUCCGCUUGCGGCAGGAAGCGCAGGAGGCUGGGGGGCGCGUGGUGAAUAUCCUCGGCAACCACGAGGUCAUGAACCUGCAGGGCGACUGGCGCUACGUUUCUCAGGGUGAUCUCCAGCAAUUCGGCGGACCGGAGGAGCGGCGUCAAGCCUUUGCCGCGGACGGGUGGCUGGGCAAGGAGCUGCGAAGCUGGCCCGUGGCUGUGGUGGUCCAAGGGGUGCUCUUCAACCACGCGGGGCUCCUGCCGGACAUGCUGAGCCACCGCAACCUGGAGGACCUGAACGUGGCCUUUCGGACAGCCGUGGACCAUGCCAUGGGCAAGGAGCUGCAGAGGAACGACUAUCCGCUUUUGGGCAGCCAGGGCCCAGUCUGGGCCCGGGACUACGCGCUGGGAAAAGGCCAUCACUGCCGGAUGGCGGAGGAGGUCUUAUCCAAGGUCCAGGCGGAGAGGAUGGUGCUGGGACACACGAUCCAGCAGGACCUGCAUGUGCACCCGCACUGCAACGGGAGGAUCGUCCUGGCGGACACUGCCAUCUCAUCGGCAUACGGAGGUGCCAUGUCCUAUCUCGAGCACAAGGAUGGCGAGGUUAACGUAGUGUAUCCAGGCACCGGGGAGGUCGUGAAGCUCCCUGCUGCAGCCGCCGUCCUCACAGACGACGACGCCAGCUACAGCCCGCGCUCGCCACACCUGUAGUGCAAUCGCAAGGCCCGUGUGGCCUGCUCUGGCUCUGGCAUUCCUGGGCGUCGCUGCUUGGAAGUAUUGCCCUUGCCGCAAGCACAAGACCUGAGCCGCCGCUUGAAGUCAGAUCGAAUCCUUCGGCCGAAGCGUCGUGAUCGGGGUGCUGAGAACAACCGGAAAA
Molecule: messenger RNA, 2050 nt
Organism: Effrenium voratum
Lineage: Eukaryota; Dinophyceae; Suessiales; Symbiodiniaceae
Source: the annotation of a GenBank genome assembly